AUGGCGAAGUACUCUGUACUUCGAAACCCUAGUGUUCUGUCGUGGAUCCCUGUACCUUGUAAUGAUAUGUAUUUACUGUCGCCCCCGUCUCUACCCUCCUAUCUUAGGCGCGCGGCCUUCGACAAGCUUGCGGAGUUGGCCACUAGCUUCCCGGGGAAUGACGGUGACAUCGUAUCAGAUGUCGACCGGCUGGGGGACGCCUGUAAUCGUCCAAAGUUGCUCUCUAGUGGAUAUCUCGAUGGUGUUUCCAGGAGCCGCCCCUGGCCCUCUUCGCCGUUGACCAUUCGGGAAGUGGAUGCGCUUUUGGCGCUUUGUCGAGCAGCCUCCAAGACGUCGCCCCCAAAACCCGCCGCGAAAUUGCUCUCCCAGCUGGCUGCAUACCUCCCCGAUUCACACCUCCUGCUACUGCACGCAUCUCCGUUCCUCUACAGCAUUAAACCGUCUCCGUGGGAAGCCUUGACAUACCAUCUGACCAUCUCCCUCUUAUCGCUUGGCUCUCGAUUUCCCCGCCACCGCGACGAUGUCCUCCAGAGCGUGAUGUCCUAUCUUGCAAAUUGCAUCCAUGCCACCAAAUCCCUCCCCGCUUUGCAGAACCGCGCGAAUGGCGAAAGAGAACUGGGAGAUUUCCAGGCUGCUGUGAAUGUGGCAUCCAUUACCGUGUCCCUUAUGGGGUUCCUGGAAGCUGCCUCUGUCCAUGCUAGCUUUUGGCAACCAAAGGAAAGACUCAAGAUCGUCAAUCAGCUGCGGUUGAUUCUUUCUGAGCAGUUUUUGAUAACGGUUGAGACCGUGUCGUCAAUGCUCCGUAGCUCUGAAUCGUCCGAUCGCAUCCUCCUUGAUUGGCGGCGAUAUGCUCGACGCUAUGCGUCGGGAGGCCGCCCACUUGGCGCAAUGCUUCUGCAACAAGGCUUUAUGCGAUUUAUUAAGGCUUCUACCUCGCCUGCUGGUGCUGAUGGCCGGAGUAUUUCUGAAAGCGCCCUCCUGGAUCAAUACCUCAGCAGUCUCGAGAUAACGAGACAGCAUCGAGACGACCAAUCCCUACUCGUCGGUCCAUUGGCAGAAAUAAUCGCUGAGCAGAUCCAGCAACUUGAGGAUGGAUCUGAUUAUCUACAGCUUGGCUCCCCAUGGCAGCAACGGCUAGCCUUCUCCGUGAAAUCGUUUGCCCUGGUCAGCUUCCUCAAUUGCACCAUUCUUGAUGAAGACUCGGCCGAUCCUGAGCUUCUUUAUUCAUGGUUAGAAGAGACGCUGCUCAAUUUCGACCAGAUGGGCGAUGGGGAGCUCGCAGGGGUAGUCCUCAAAUCCCUGGCAGUCUUAACACGGCUAUGUCCUAACAUGGCUUCAAAUACUACCCGCUGUUUUCUCAAAUUCAUCGUGCAUAACGGACAGAGCGGCGCCACUGUAGCGACAGCUGCGCACUGCCUGGCUACGACCCUUCGCCUCCUCUCACAGGACACCAUCAUUGGUACUUUGUACACCUUGGGGAACUUUCUGAGCUCGGGCCCAACGGCAGACAAAUCGCACCAACUUACUGCUGACGGCAUAGCUCUUCAUUCUCAUUCUCGAAGCUUGGCGCCGCCGUACCAAAACACUUCAAACGGCAGCGUCAUAUCUCUCACCUGUGAGGAGGAUGCUGAAACAACAAUCACCUACCGAAACGUGGUGCAUGCAAUAAUCACAAUCUCCACAAGCUGCAAGGAUAGUAAAAUCGUAGCAUUGGCCCAGUCAAUGUUGUUGCAAAAGAUCGGGAAAAUAAGCGUCGUUGUCAAUGCCUGUAUCAUAGAGGAAACUGCUGCGCUGGCCCUCUAUAGUGACGAGGCAGAGUUUCGAGUGCUUCUUAAAUUUUAUUCUCGUAUCUACAGUGAAGCCCUUUCCCAAGUCAAUACCCUCAUGCUUGAUGCGGUCCAAAAGGCGAGAAAUCAUCUAGCAGAGAAUGCAAAUCCACACUCGGUACAUUACCGGGUGUACCUGAUUCACCUCCUUGAAAGUAUUGUGAAUAAAGGCGACGCGACUGAUACAGGGAAAGACCACCAGAAAGAUGUGGAGCUAUCUGCAGAAGAGAUCAUCCCUUUGGUUAAACCACUUGCUAUUUUAUUCUCUAGGGGACAAUCCAAUUGGGAUUCUCUCGUUGGUGCCAGCGAACUUGAUAUACCUUCACUUCUUCGGGAUCUAUGGUUCAAUAUUGUAGUCCAUGGCAUAUCGCUACGUUCGGAAAUUUUUCGACAAUAUUAUCAGGAACUCCGUAUUCUUGCGGUUCAGUCAGCCCCAUUAGUUGCGGAGAACCGCACUGAGUUUCUAGAAAGUGAUAUUGAAUUGAACACUGUGCUGAGGCGUGGAGCAACCCAGAACCACGCUACAGAGCAGCGGAAGAACCUCGCCGCUGAGCUUCCACACCUUGAACAGGAUAUCAGACGGUUGGGCUAUCCCAAGACAGUCUUUUUGAACGCCACUCUGCUGAUCGAGAGCCUUCGGGCAGCAUCAGGCGACUGCACAAAAGUCCUAACCUAUUUCCUCGACCCGGCCCUCAACAGUACCGAUGUCGGUAGUUGUAUGAAUGCUAUCGCAGAUAAAGUUGUGUCAAUCUACCUUGAAAAGUCUCUCUCUGGGUCUUCCACAAAAUUUUCAGCUUCUUAUAUUUCUGCUCAGCUAGCAGACACGUUCAUGUCCUGCUGUCAUCGAAUCGAAAAGGUCCAACAGGUCGCGACAUCCACCGCGAGCAAAAUGAUUAACCAAUGCCCUUCUUCGCUUUGCCAAAAGAGAUCUCUUUUUGUUCUUUUGGACUUAUUGACUAUCAUGUGGUCAUCCUGCUUGGACGAGGAACUCGACGAAUUCGAGUGGAAGUCUACUUUCACUUCCGCGAGGGGCGUUGUGCAGGUCGAGUUAUCGGAUAACUAUGAUUUUCGAAGGCACACGUUCACUCGGUUUUAUAGAUUGGCACGAACAUGGGUAUCGACCGUUAUGAAUAUUGCUCCAUUGGAUGUCAAGGGCCUGCUUCAAACUUACCUUUCUGAUUACGAGGACGACGGUGCAUAUGGUCACAUCUCUAUGGGCCGUUCAUUUGCGUUGGAAAUGGGUUCCGCCAUUCCAUCCAGCGACCAAAGACUAGGCAAGUUAAAAGCAAUGAUUCCGUGCUCCAUCGAGUGCAACAACAACUCGAUCGUAAACGUAGCGUCCGAUUUUAUUUCGCAGUAUACAACCCGCCAGGAGUAUCGAUAUUCUGAGGCGCCUCGUCUACACCGUCAGGGAUGGCUUUUUCCCUUUGACCAAGCCGACUCGACUUCAUCAGCCCAUCUGAAUACCAUUCAAAGUACGGAGGCAAUGCUCGUCGAGUUGGAAUCUCGAAUUUCCGAGGGCCAACCUAUCGCAUUAGACACAUGUCGUAAUCUCCUUCGCAAGGCUACUGCGUUGAUCUGUAGCUCUAGAGAAGCGGAAACAUCGAUCAUCUCACACCUUGUUAACAUACCAUUCCAGCUUUUUACAAGGGAAUCGAUCAAAAUGGGAAUUUCACUGUGGCUGGGCGCAAUCCAUGAGAAUCCACAUACAGAGCCGAGAAUCCUGACCGAGGUUGCACAAGCGUGGGAGCGGACCAUUCAUAGGAAGCUGGGGAUUUUCAAUCCUACUUUCAAAUUUACCGACCCAUUUAUGACCAAAACCCAGUUUUCUCCGUCCGAUAAAGCCGUAGUGCUUAAACGUCAACAGAAGGCGCAAAAUAUCAUAUCGCCACACUUCCGCAUCCUUCAAUUCUUCGAAAGCCAUUUCAAUGCGACCAGACUUGGUAGCGUCCACACUCAGCGCAUAUUUAGCCGUCUUGUAGGAACAACCUUGAUGAAGGCCGAAGAUAAGCUCCUUCAAGACAUUGAGUGUAUCCUAGAGAGUACGGCCCGUAUAGCUUCAGGGUCAUCCGGCGCAAGAAAGUCCCUCCAAACCAAGCAAGAAUUAGUCAAACUCCUGAUCGACAACGAGCGAUUCCGACUAAGAGUAUGGCUUUUCCCCCUGGAGCAUGAGAGACGCCAUUACACUUCAAGCUCAGGAAAUAAGGUCGAUCCCGAGGUUAUAUCGCCGUUGAUGCGGUUGGCAUGGGCUGAGAACCACGGCUUAGCUUUGCAGCUUGCAAACCGGUUUCCUUCACCAAAGCUCAGAAGCGACGUACGCUGGCUGUUACUCAACUUUCCAGAGAAGGCCAUCUGUGACCCCGAUAGCUUGAAUGUGCUCCUUGGCUCCGAGUUACCUCCUGACGUGUCGUUUCAACUCAAAUAUCUUCUCUUCUGGGCACCUGUAAACCCUAUUGAAGCAGCGACAUAUUUCUUACCAGCCUAUAGAAACCAUCCUUUUAUCCUGCAGUAUGCCAUGCGAUCACUAGAGAGCCAUUCUGUGGACGUGAGCUUCUUUUACAUCCCGCAGCUUGUUCAAGCCCUGCGAUAUGAUGCUUUAGGAUAUGUUGAGCGUUACAUAUUUGAGACCGCACAGCUAUCUCAGCUUUUUGCCCAUCAGGUUAUCUGGAACAUGAAAGCGAAUGCGUACAAGGAUGAAGAUUCCCAGAUUCCUGAUCCUAUCAAGCCGGUUCUAGACCAGUUCUUAGAUAAAUUGAUGAACCAUUUCUCCGAGGAGGAUCGGGCCUUCUACGAGAGGGAAUUCUCUUUCUUCAACGAGAUCACGGGUAUCUCUGGAAAAUUGCGCCCUUAUAUAAAACGAAGCAAACCGGAGAAGAAACAAAAAAUCGAGGAGGAAUUGCGCAAAAUUAAAGUAGAAGUUGGAGUUUAUCUUCCGAGCAAUCCAGAUGGUGAGGUAAUCGGGAUUGAUCGAAAGUCUGGAAAGCCGUUACAAAGUCACGCAAAGGCUCCCUACAUGGCGACGUUCCGGAUCAAGAAAACCAAAAAGGUGGAGGAAAAUGGCAAUGGAAAUCCUGCUACGAUGCCAACGGUCAUAUCUAAUGAUGCACAACGCCGAGAAAGCGUCAAUGACUCUGUGGUGCAGGCUGCUAAUACCCAAGAAUCGGAAUUAACCUACGAGGUCUGGCAGUCUGCCAUCUUUAAAGUAGGUGACGAUUGCCGCCAGGACGUACUGGCGCUACAAAUGAUAGCGGCUUUUCGGAGCAUUUUCAUGGGCAUUGGCUUGGAUGUGUUUGUAUACCCUUAUCGCGUCACAGCCACGGCGCCAGGCUGCGGUGUAAUUGAUGUGCUCCCUAACUCUAUUUCUCGAGAUAUGCUGGGUCGCGAAGCUGUCAAUGGCCUGUACGAUUACUUUAUCUCCAAAUAUGGUGGUGAGCAAUCUACCCGUUUCCAAGAGGCAAGAAGCAACUUCGUCAAGAGCAUGGCCGCCUACUCGGUCAUAUCCUAUCUUCUCCAAUUCAAAGACCGCCAUAAUGGAAACAUCAUGAUCGACGAUGCUGGCCAUAUCAUCCACAUCGACUUUGGUUUCUGUUUCGACAUCGCCCCAGGUGGAGUCCGAUUCGAGCGCGCGCCUUUCAAACUCACAUCUGAAAUGGUGGCAGUGAUGGGUGGGCAGAAUGCCCAUUCCGGCUCGGGUGGUUCAUCGUCAACUGGCGGCGGCGGCGGCGGCGGUGGUGGCGGCGGGAUCUCUCUUGGUAGUAGUAGCCCGACGAAUUCACAGUCAUACCGUUGGUUCGAGUCGCUUGUCGCCAAGGCCUUCCUUGCCUCCAGGCCAUAUGCAACGAAGCUAUCCCAUAUUGUCACCCUGAUGCUUGACAGCGGCCUUCCUUGCUUUAAACCUGAUACGCUGAAAAACUUCAGGGACAGGUUUGUUCUGGAAAAGACUGAGCGGGAGGCUGCUGACUACAUGCGGGACCUCGUGAAGAAGAGCUACAUGAGCAUGUCGACUAAGGGGUAUGACCAGUUCCAGUUGCUGACAAACAACAUCCCUUAUUGA
Molecule: messenger RNA, 5880 nt
Organism: Histoplasma mississippiense
Lineage: Eukaryota; Fungi; Ascomycota; Eurotiomycetes; Onygenales; Ajellomycetaceae
Exons: 10
Coding region: 1-5880 (1959 amino acids)
Biological process (GO): phosphatidylinositol-mediated signaling; phosphatidylinositol phosphate biosynthetic process
Cellular component (GO): cytoplasm; plasma membrane
Molecular function (GO): 1-phosphatidylinositol 4-kinase activity
Source: RefSeq, a predicted model, not a curated record